This is a messenger RNA of Funneliformis mosseae, 2190 nucleotides long. Lineage: Eukaryota; Fungi; Glomeromycota; Glomeromycetes; Glomerales; Glomeraceae. The record is from the annotation of a GenBank genome assembly.
AUGAAAGCGGCAACGACUCUCGCGUUAGCAUGGGCUCUAUUGACCUUGGCGACCAAUGGUAGAGCUCAUGUUAUUAAGGAUUCAACUACUACUCCACAAGUUUCAAGGAACAAUGGAAAUUUUGGACCGGAACUUCAUCAUCGAUCAUAUAUAUCACCAGAUUCCAUAAAUACUGCAAACCCUUCCUUUAACGCAUUGACCUCACCAAACAGAGGAUUAUCACCUCGAGAAAUUGCUAUUCUAUUUGUUAAAGAAAGUCUCCACCCAUAUGCUGAUUUUAUCGUUAAAAAUAUUUAUAAAUCCGAACAUAAUGGAAUCACUCACGUAUAUCUUAAACAAGUUGUUAACGGGUUACAAGUUAUUAACGGUGACUUAAAUAUUAAUAUUGAUAAAUUUGGUAGAGUAAUCUCUUACGGUGAUAGCUUUGUACUACCACCUAAUUUAACCGGACUUGAAAAAUUCUCGACAAAAGAUUCCUUUGAAGAUAGUGUCGUCAUAAAUAAUGGAAAAUAUUUUAUAACUUCUAAUCCUCGUCAAGUUAUCAUUUCCUCUCAUCCACCAAACCUUAAAGAAGAAAAGGUUAACGAUUAUGAUACCGUUCAAUAUAAGAUUAAUAGUGAAAUUGCAGAAACAAUAUCACCAUUUGAUGCGUUAAAAUCAUUUGCGACAUAUAUCAAUCAAACGAUUCCACCAUCAGAAAAUUUACGAUAUUAUGAAUCGUUUAAUGAAGAUGAUCAAGAGCAUUUGAUAUUUGAAAAGAUCCCUUUCGCUUUAUCACCCGUUAAAUUAUCACAAAAUUAUCUUCAAUUAGACGACAUGUCAUUACAAUUAGUUUGGGAUAUACAAAUUGAAAUGGAAAAUAAUUGGUACCACGCUCAUGUUGAUGCUCAAACAGGUGAAUUAAUAGCAUUAAUGGAUUGGGUCGCAGACGCGUCUUAUAAUGUCUUUCCGCUAGGGGUAAAUGAUCCUGAAGAGGGAGAUCGUGAUUUACAAAUCGAUCCUCAUGACAUCAUUGCCUCACGUAAUGGUUGGCAUAGUCAAGGAAAACGUAAUUUUACCACUACCAUUGGUAAUAACGUUUAUGCUCAUGAAAAUCUAGAUGGGAGAUGGGAAUGGGAGAAUAAUUAUAGACCUGAUGGUGAUGACUUAUUGUUAUUUGACUUCCCGUUGAAUUUAUCUGAUGUACCAAAGUCUUAUAUCGAUGCCUCUAUAACUAAUCUAUUCUAUUGGAACAACAUGGUUCAUGAUUUGUUUUAUAGAUACGGGUUCGAUGAAGUUGCUGGUAACUUCCAACAAGAAAACUAUGGUAAUGGUGGUAAAGACAACGAUCCAGUAAUUGCCAAUGCACAAGAUGGAUCUGGAUUUAAUAAUGCCAACUUUGCCACGCCACCAGAUGGACAACAUGGUAAAAUGCGCAUGUACGUUUGGGAUGUAAUCAAUCCAUGGAGAGAUGGUGAUUUGGAAUCCGGAAUCAUUAUUCAUGAAUAUUCCCAUGGAAUUUCCACCCGUUUAACGGGAGGACCAGCAAAUAGUGGAUGUUUAGGAUGGGGAGAAGCGGGUGGUAUGGGAGAAGGAUGGGGUGAUUUCUUUGCUACCAUCUUACGUAUGAAACCUUCAUAUGGUCGUGACAAGGAAUUUGGUAUGGGAAAUUGGGCUAACGGUGGUAAAGGGAUAAGAAAAUAUCCUUAUUCCACUUCGUUAAAAAACAAUCCCGAAACAUUUUCAGUCAUGGAUAAACCUGGUUACUGGGGCGUACAUGCUAAAGGAGCUGUUUGGGCAGAAAUGUUGUACGAAGUAUAUUGGAAUUUGGUAGACAAACAUGGAUUUACAUCACAAUGGUUCCCACCUACAAAUGAUACCAAUGACGCUUUGUGGUAUAACUUUAAAUCAUCCUCAGGUGUUCAUACACUUAAACAUCCUAAACAUGGCAAUACAUUAACAUUACAAUUGGUAGUUGAUGGUAUGAAAUUACAACCAUGUCGUCCAUCAUUUAUUACUGCACGUAAUGCAAUUAUUCAGGCUGACGAAGUAUUGACUAAUGGUGAAAAUAAAUGCGAAAUUUGGAAAGGUUUUGCUAAACGUGGUCUUGGAGUUAAAGCUAAAAUCAUUGGUGAUAAUCCUUGGGGAGGUGGUGUUCGUAAGGAAAGCUUUGCUGUUCCCGAGGAUUUAAAAAAGGAAUACAGGAAAUGA